CCGCCUAAGAGGCGGACCCUUCGACCGGGAAACCCCGUGGGCUCGCGGCGGCUCUUCCUUUCCGAUCCGCCAUCUGCGAGUGCAGGUGGAACCCCGGCCAGGAUGCAGAUUUUCGUGAAGACCCUUACGGGGAAGACCAUCACGCUCGAGGUUGAACCCUCGGACACUAUAGAAAAUGUAAAAGCCAAGAUCCAGGAUAAGGAAGGAAUUCCUCCUGAUCAGCAAAGGCUGAUCUUUGCUGGUAAGCAGUUGGAGGAUGGCCGAACUUUGUCCGACUACAACAUUCAAAAGGAGUCUACCCUUCAUCUUGUGUUGAGACUCCGUGGUGGUGCUAAGAAAAGGAAGAAGAAGUCUUACACCACUCCCAAGAAGAAUAAGCAUAAGAGAAAGAAGGUGAAGUUGGCUGUCCUGAAAUACUAUAAGGUGGAUGAAAAUGGCAAAAUUAGUCGCCUUCGUCGCGAGUGCCCUUCUGAUGAGUGUGGGGCUGGAGUUUUCAUGGCCAGCCACUUUGACAGACAUUACUGUGGCAAGUGCUGUCUGACUUACUGCUUCAACAAACCAGAAGAUAAAUAAUUGUGUAUGAGUUAAUAAAAACAUAGGAACUGACA
This is a messenger RNA of Nannospalax galili (Upper Galilee mountains blind mole rat), 608 nucleotides long. RefSeq names its product ribosomal protein S27a (gene Rps27a). The record is from RefSeq and is a predicted model, not a curated record. The transcript is spliced from 6 exons. NCBI's taxonomy places the organism in Eukaryota, Metazoa, Chordata, Mammalia, Rodentia, Spalacidae. The coding region runs from base 103 to 573 and encodes 156 amino acids. Gene Ontology annotation, molecular function: ubiquitin protein ligase binding; protein tag activity; structural constituent of ribosome. Gene Ontology annotation, cellular component: nucleus; cytoplasm; ribosome. Gene Ontology annotation, biological process: protein ubiquitination; modification-dependent protein catabolic process; translation.